This is a messenger RNA of Scophthalmus maximus (turbot), 1318 nucleotides long. It is a transcript of the gene ccndbp1, whose product is annotated as cyclin D-type binding-protein 1. Bases 102 to 1136 code for a protein of 344 amino acids. The transcript has 11 exons. Lineage: Eukaryota; Metazoa; Chordata; Actinopteri; Pleuronectiformes; Scophthalmidae. Gene Ontology annotation, cellular component: nucleus. Gene Ontology annotation, biological process: regulation of cell cycle. The record is from RefSeq and is a predicted model, not a curated record.
CCGGGUCCCGCACACAACGUACCGUCGAGGCCCGUCUCUCUGGUUCCACAACACGACGGCGUGUGUCGGCUCGCGGUCCGGCGGCUCGACCCUCUGGAGCCAUGAGCGCAGACAACCGUGUCGGAGACGUGUCGGUGUCUUUACGGAACCUGCUCAACUCGGUCCAGUGCGUCAGAGACCGCGUCAGAGACGGAGAAUCCAACAAAUCAGACGGAGAGUUCGACCUCUCCAACUUCUGGGACACGCUGAACCAGGCGGUGAAGGUCGUGUCUCAGGAAGCCACCAAACUAAGCCUGGCCUUCUCCAACCCGCCACUGCCGUCGCAACAGGAUGGAGAGAAGUUGGCGGACUCCAUCCUGAACAGUGUCCUGACGCUGUCCACGGUGUAUUACUGGCUGCCAAAGAGCCAAGGCAUCACUCUGCGGCGACAGGUCCGAGACGCCACGGUGCAGGUUCUGGACGGAGUCGCUCAGCUGGUGGAGGUCAUCCUGAGUUCACCGCUGCAGAGUCUGUCCCAGGAUCAGUUGACGUCGACGGGAAGCGUGUGGUCGGCUUGCGACCAGUUCCCCCAGCUGCCACAAGAUAAUAAAGAAGCAGUUCUGGUGGUUCUGUCAGCUCAGAUCGGAGUCAUCAAAGACGCCAUCGAGGAAAUUGAACAGGCGUUGUCCGAGCCCCUCGAUCCGUUCAGCGACGUCCUCGACGACGACCUGGAGGGGGAGGAACCCCGCGGCAACCAGGACACGUACUGGUCAGACAAGGACCGGCGCGUGAUUGGUCCUAGCCAGGGGCUGAUGAAGGCGUCGUCGGCGUGUCUGAGGAAGCUGACGUCGGCCAUCAGAGCCAAUGCCGACGUCGCCACGUCUCAGAACCGGUCACAGCUCGACGACCUGGCCGACAUCACCAAAGAGCUCAGCCCUGGUAUUGACGAUCUGGCUCUCUGCCUGUACCCGCCCAUGGACUACAGCAGCGUGGAGGAGCAUGUGUCUUCGUUGGCCGCUCUGUUAAAGAAAGUUCUGCAGAUCAUCAGGUCCAGUCACGUGUGCGGGGAGUCACAGCUGACCUGGGUUCAGUUCUUAGAAGGAGCCGUCGACCACAACCUGCAGAAAACCAAAGACAUCAUUCAGCAGGACAGCUAGUGUGCAUGUGUGUGCGUGUGUGUGCGCGCGCGCGCCAGUGCGUGUGUGCCAGUGCGUGUGUGCCAGUGCGUGUGUGCCAGUGCGUGUGUGCCAGUGUGUGUGUGUGCCAGUGUGUGUGACACGAAAUGUGGAUUUCAUCAUGUACAUCAAAUGAUUAAAGAAGAGGACGAGCCUCUACAUGA